CUGGGUUGGGUUUUAAGGAGGCGGGCCCCGUCACUUCUCUUGCAACGUGCUGUCUAUUUAUUUGGGUUUCCAACAUUGAAGCCACCCGCAUUUUGCGAGGCUUCAGCGGAUUAACAGCCACAAAUUAUAAACGCGAGCAGGUGACUAAAUCCGACGGCCAGUUGGAUCCCAACCUAUACAUGUUAACGUUUCUUUUGCCUUAGAUAUGCGUUGGAGAGUUUUUGUUUAUGUGCCAAACAUUAUCGGUUACAUAAGGCUACUUUUACUGCUGAUUGGCUGGUGGCAUUUCAAUUAUCCUACAAUUUUUAUUCCUUGCUAUCUGACAUCUGUUAUUCUUGAUGGUAUAGAUGGAUUUGCAGCUCGCCGGUUAAACCAGACAUCUGAAUUUGGAGCCUGGUUUGAUGUGCUUAUUGACAACAUUGGGCGUAGCAUGAUGUGGAAUUCGCUCUACAAUUGGGGCCAUUUUAUGAGCAGCUUAGAGUGGUGUGUUUUCGUCUGUACACACAGCUCCUUGGGCUCUGAAUGGAAGAAGAAGUUUGAGAAGAGUCCUUGGUUGAUUCAGAAAAUCAUGUCAAAUGAUUUCAGGUCUUCUCUAGGAACAUGGGCCAUCAGUGGAAUACACAUACUUCCCAUUUGGUUGUAUGGAUACCAGAAACUGAUUUUAACAAAGACACUUGUGCUGCCUGUAACUGCUGCCUCUGUCUACAGCCAGUGGUUUGUAACAGGAUUACUCAUCUCUGGAAGGAUACUUUGUAUGGGUGCGGAGCUCUGGUGUAUCUGGAUCCAUAUCGUAUUCCUUGUACAAAAUGAAGACAAAGGAAAAUAAUGGACAGAUUAUCUAUUCACUCAAGACUAGUUUACUCAGGAACUCGACUCUGUUGAAUGAAGGUAGUCGGACACUGCAAUACAAUUACAUACAGUAUAAUUCAAGAUUUAAAAUGUUUUCACUGAACUUGUUUGUGUUAGUCCAUUUAUUUGAGGGAGAGAGUUUUAAAUUCUUGAACAUUUUCACCAUGACAAACCUACAUGUCAAUAGUAGUAUUGUCUACACUUCUAAUUGAAACUUUCAAAAGGUAUUAAAUGUUAUUUGCUUUAAUUAUUACGUCUUGAUUAUGGAUUAGUUAGGGAAUAAUUCUAAAGUUACUGCAUUCUUUUAUUUUUGAAGUAAAUAGCGAGGGAAAAGUGCAGAGAUUUACAAGGAUGUUGCCAGAACUUGAGGGUCUAAGUUAAAGGGAGAGGUUGGGCAGCCUAAGACUUUAUUUCUUAAAGUGUGGGAGAACGGAGGGGUGAUUUUGGAGAUGUAUAAAUUCACGAGGGGCAGAAAGAGUGAAUGCACGGUAUUUUUUCCCAGGGGAGGGUAAAAUCAAGAACUACAGGGCAUUGGUUUAAAGUGAAGAGAACUUUUUCCAUUCAGAGUGGUGGGUAUGUGGAACGAGGUGCCAGAGGAAAUAGUUGAGGCAAGUACAAGGACAUUUAAAAGAUAUUGGGAAGAAAGGUGGAAUCAGGAGUCUUUCGUUCUCCACUUAUCCCUCCAUCCUUCCCUGCUGCACCAACUUAUUUGCCAAUCAAGCCCUCCUUUCCUGUAUCCACCUAUCACUCACAAGCUCUUGUCAAACGUCCCCGUCCACCACUUUACACUGACUACUCUCCAACUCCAUACUCUCAGUGUAGAUGAAGUGUCUUAACCCAAAACAUUGGCUAUUUCCCUCCACCGAUGCUGCCUGUUCAGAGUUCCCUAGCUGUUCUGCACCUCUUGCAACCGUUUCCAGCAUUUACAGUCUCCUGUACCUGCAACCACCCCGAGUCGAGUUUGAGCACUGGACAUUUUGUUUUCAAUUGAUGAAUGCAGUGUUCAUUUCAUUUUUUUUCCCCCUUGAAUUCAGCUAGGAAACCAAACUAGCUCUGCAGCUGUAAGUCAUGGAAAGGUAUAAGGAAAUAGGAGGAGUAAUGCCCCUGUCCCACUUAGGCGAUUUUUUAGGUGACUAGGCUGUCGCCGGGGUGUCGCCUGUAUGGUCUCCUCAGUCGCCCAAAUAAUUUUUUUUGGAAUGUUUAAAACUUUUUGGCGACCGUGGGCAUGUCGUAGCUUGACUUCUCCUGACUUAGGUGCUGUCGAAGGUUGUUGCCAGGGUGACAUAGGUUGUCGCCGGUGCGGACUUUGGUGAAUUUCAUUUGCGACUACCUACGUCAACCGGCGACUGAAUUGUUUUACCUUGUCGUAGCUUGUCGCGGGUGGACGUAGGUUGUCGUAGGUGGACGUUCUAAAGGGUCGCCAGAUGUUUGUAGACAUUGUCAUAGGGGGUUCCAUUAACCUGUGUCCUUAUAGGAAGGAACUCCAGAUGCUGGAGAGAAGGAAUGGAUACUGUCUAUCUCAUUGAGCUACUAUCUGUAAUAUCUAGACUGCUUCAGGUCUCUUCAUUGUUUCUGUCCCCGUUCCCCAUGACCUUCAAGCUUCUAAACUCCCAGUGAUAUUGAUCUAAAUUUUCCCUGCUUUUUUCUGUCAUCGUCUUGUAGGGGUAGCAAUGGAUGACCUGAGGUGCUUUCAGUUUGGAAGCUGUUAUUGCCAAUGUAACCAUUUGGAACAGCAGAGAGACUGCAAAUGACAGAAAGCGGGAAUUAGUGUAGAGAAUCUACUCUCCUACAAUAAACUAGCUUGCCAUUAUGGUUAAAGGGGCAUGUAAUUUUCCUUUAAAAAAAUAUGAUCUGUCCAUUUGUUGUGAAAUUCUAAGACCAGCUAGCACUUUAACACGCGAGGACGUACAUGGAACUGCACAGGAUUUCAGCCUUCGUGUUUUGUUGAAGAUGCCAGAAUCUGCAGUGCCUCAUGUAUACAUUUUAAGUCUGUUUUCACUUAUUUAUGGUUCAUCUUAAAGCAAUUACAUCACCAAACAUGUUUAUUUUUCUCUUCCUCAACAGCUAAGACAAAAGCAGUGUUUCAUUAUGCAUUAAGCUUACAAGUUAGAUAUUUAAUUCUAAUAGCAGCACAGCAGGUAGCUCUAAGAUUGCCUCUCAUAGAAAGAAAACACAAACAAAUCUAAUUCCAGACAUUUGUUUUUCUCUGUUAAAAGCGGGCAGGACAAGACAUUGUAGCCUAUACCAGAACAAGUUAUAAUCUGAAAAUAAAGGAGAAAUUUUAAUAAUAUUAAAUGAUUGCUCUUUGAUUAUCAAGUUUACUGGGGAUUCAAACUGACUGCAUUAUUGCUGUAUGUUUAUUUAUACUUCCAUGAACUGAAGCAAAAUGUCAGCCUUGAGCAUGUUAAUAAAAUCAGUUAUUAAAAUAUUGUAGAUAUGACAACGUUUACAAGAUUCACAACUUAAAUCCUGGAGGGAUAUAACAGCGCGAGAUAUGUUCUUGAAGAAUUGCAGACAAUCAAUUUUUAUCAUCAUGUUCUUAAUUCGCACAAGUAUUUAUAGAGCAGGUGCUGAUUGACCAGGACCACUUGGUAAAAGCCAGGUUUGGGGUGAGCCAAACUAUGAUGUACCAUAGGAUCACCUGUCUACAAUUAAACUCUCCGGUGCAAAUCUAUUCCAAGCAAUUUUAUGACAAAAAGACAGCAAACAACUAGGAACCAUUCCGUAGGAACAACUACGGCAUGAUGAACCUCGCUAUAAUUCCGUUU
Amblyraja radiata (thorny skate) is the source of this 3617-nucleotide messenger RNA. RefSeq lists its product as uncharacterized. Gene Ontology annotation, biological process: phospholipid biosynthetic process. Gene Ontology annotation, molecular function: phosphotransferase activity, for other substituted phosphate groups. The transcript has 6 exons. The record is from RefSeq and is a predicted model, not a curated record. NCBI's taxonomy places the organism in Eukaryota, Metazoa, Chordata, Chondrichthyes, Rajiformes, Rajidae. The coding region runs from base 206 to 826 and encodes 206 amino acids. Gene Ontology annotation, cellular component: membrane.